This is a messenger RNA of Carassius gibelio (silver crucian carp), 889 nucleotides long. It is a transcript of the gene cplx4b, whose product is annotated as complexin 4b. Gene Ontology annotation, molecular function: syntaxin binding. Gene Ontology annotation, cellular component: SNARE complex; terminal bouton. The transcript has 3 exons. The coding region runs from base 152 to 535 and encodes 127 amino acids. The record is from RefSeq and is a predicted model, not a curated record. Gene Ontology annotation, biological process: synaptic vesicle exocytosis; regulation of neurotransmitter secretion; neurotransmitter transport. NCBI's taxonomy places the organism in Eukaryota, Metazoa, Chordata, Actinopteri, Cypriniformes, Cyprinidae.
UCUGAUAGACCAAUCCUGAAGCUAGAAUAAAGCUUGAUUAAAAAAAAAGAAAAAAUAAGAGAGAAAGCAGUAGAGUAUUUUUCUUUUGGAUAUAGCAUCAGUUCACAUUCAUUGUGAUCAGCCAAUUGAAGAAACAGGAACAACUAGCAAAAUGGCCCAAGAUGGAAUGUCCAGAGAAGAAUAUGAGGAGUAUCAGAAGCAGAUGGUGGAGGAAAAGAUGGAGAGAGAUGCAGAGUUCAACACAAAAAAGGCAGAAAGGGCUUGUCUGAGGACUUGUUUAAGAGACAAAUAUCGACUUCCAAAGAGUGAACAGGAUGAGAUUAUGAUUCAGCAGGCCGGAGAUGACAUUGACGUGCCAGAAGAAAUGAUCAAGAUGGUGGAUGGAGAAGUGCCGCAGGAGGAGGAGGAAAAGGAGUCCAUCAUGGGUCAAAUGCAGAACCUUCAGAACAUGGAUAUGGGGCAGCUCAAAGAAAAGGCUCAGGCCACGUUUGUGGAGAUGAAAUCCAAGGCUGAGGAGAAGUGCACUGUCAUGUAAUGUGACGAGGAAGUCAAAGUCAUCUAAUGUUGAUGACUUGCAUUUGCUUUUGCAGUGAAACUAUUAAUUUUCGUUUUCCUGAGAAAUAUUGAUCACACUUUAAGAGAUGGAUGUCAUUGUUCAGAAAUGGAUUUGUGAAUUUAUUCGAAGUUCUUUCAGUUGGUUUCUUGUUUUCCUUUUUAAUCAAAUUCAUUGUUUUUAUUUAGUUCCUUUUUUUAAUCAAACUGUUAUUGACCUUUUCAUUGAGUAAUCUUGAAUUACAAAGUCAGAUUGAUCACCAAUAUCUACAUGCUAAAAGACAAUGACAUUUGAUUCAUGCACUUUAUUUAAAAAUAAAGUUUUUUUUUAAACAUG